Messenger RNA from Xenopus laevis (African clawed frog), 2381 nucleotides. It is a transcript of the gene serinc2.S, whose product is annotated as serine incorporator 2 S homeolog. Lineage: Eukaryota; Metazoa; Chordata; Amphibia; Anura; Pipidae. The transcript has 10 exons. Gene Ontology annotation, cellular component: membrane. The record is from RefSeq and is a predicted model, not a curated record. Bases 159 to 1469 code for a protein of 436 amino acids.
UACAGUGACUUCCAGAUGUAUACAAACCAAACUGGAACAUUUUAUACUGGAAUUAUCUUGUCCAAUUAGGCCUAGCAAUGCCUGUACCUCCCAAACUUCUGUAAAGAAAACACCACCUCCUUUUGUAGACCUCAUACGCACCUGCCUAGGAUGCAACCAUGGCUUCCUGUCUCUGCGGUACCGCACCAUGCCUUCUCUGUGGCUGUUGCCCAUCAACGAAAAACUCUACUAUCACCCGACUGACCUUCUCAUUCUUUCUACUGCUUGGAACUCUUGUGGCUUGCAUCAUGAUAAUACCAGGAGUGGAAGCUGGGCUUAAAAAGGUUCCGUUAUUAUGCACCUCUUCUACAAGCAUAUCUGGCUCCUUACACUGUGAUGUCAUGGUGGGACACCAGGCUGUGUACCGCAUGUGCUUUGCUCUGGCUGCAUUUUUCUUUCUUUUUGUCAUUUUAAUGAUCUGUGUGAAGAGCAGUUGGGACCCAAGAGCAGCAGUGCAGAAUGGGUUUUGGUUUUUUAAGUUCUUGAUAUUAGUUGGCAUAACAGUCGGAGCAUUCUAUAUUCCUAGUGGAACAUUCACCAUAGUGUGGUAUUACUUUGGCAUGGUUGGUGGUUUCCUAUUCAUUUUGAUCCAGCUCAUUCUCAUCAUUGACCUUGCUCAUGCAUGGAGUCAGUCUUGGUUGCAGCAUGCAGAGAAUGGGAACAGCAAGUGCUGGUAUGGAGCACUUGUUAUAUGCACAGUCCUGCUCUAUGCUGCUUCCAUCACAGCCAUUGUGUUCUUGUAUAUCUAUUACACCAGCUCAAGUGAAUGUGUCCACAACAAAGUCUUCAUCAGUCUUAAUUUAAUUUUUUGUGUGAUCAUUUCUAUCAUUUCCAUUCUGCCAAAGGUCCAGGAGGCUCAACCCCAUUCUGGAUUGCUGCAAGCAUCCGUUAUUACAUUGUAUACAGUGUUUGUCACCUGGUCUGCUAUGGCCAAUGUUCCAAACAAAAAUUGUAAUCCGACAUUACUUGCCAUUGCCUCAAACACCACCACUGCUUCUUCCUCUUCUGUUCCUGCCCAGUGGUGGGAUGCCCCCAGCAUUGUGGGUUUAGCUAUCUACAUCAUCUGUACGUUGUUCAUAAGCCUUCGCUCCUCCAAUAACCAACAGGUAAACAAGCUGAUGCUGACAGAGGACAGCUCUGGAGAUACAAGUGGCCCCAUUGUGGAAAGCGGAGGAGAAAACCGAGCAUAUGAUAACGAAGAAGACUCUGUCUCCUACAGUUACAGUUUCUUCCAUUUUUGUCUUGUGAUUGCUUCUCUCUACAUCAUGAUGACACUAACCAACUGGUAUUUACCUGGCGACAAUGGAAGUUAUUUGACCAGCCCUUGGUCAGCUGUUUGGGUGAAGAUCUCUUCUAGCUGGGCAGGACUCCUACUCUAUGUUUGGACAUUGGUUGCUCCGGUUAUCCUCUCUGACCGGGACUUUGGCUAAAUUGGAUGUUCUUAAACUGUCUUGUGACUUUCCCAACACCGCCAUAAUUUUUUUAACCAGUGCCUGCUUGCCAUAAAGAAAUAGGGCCUAGUUAAAUGUCCUUUUAUAUUGUAGGUAAACAUGUGCUAGAAUAUCCUACAACAAUGUAUAUAUAUAUCAUGUUAUGUAGUGCCAUGCACCAAAUGUUUCCCAGUUCAACAGCUAGUGCCAGUUUGUCACAUAAAGGUCAUUUGCGGCAUUGAUUAAAAAGUCUGUAUGACAUUUCCUAAGGUCCUUUUAAAUAAUUUAUUGUGAAAACUACAUACAGUUAUAACAUAGUGAAAUACAAGCUGUCUACUCUUUGUGAUUGUGCUUGGAUUGUAAAUAGAAUUAUCAAAUGAAGGGCUCAUAAUACAUGCACAUGGCAGAUUGUACAUCCUCAGUGCCUUAUGUCCCCAGAGCUCAUUUAGACAAGCAAGUUAGGGGACAUUCCAGGAGAAGCCCAAGUGUGACCCAGGGCACAACACCUGAGCACUGUGCAAAAUGCAAGAGGGUGCUUUGCUCUUUGUAAUUUGCCCCACUUUAUAAACAAGGCUGCAAGAAUCUCUGUUUAUUGGAAACAUAAAAAAAUAUUCAUGCUGCAAUAUUAUGAGAUUAUUUGUAUUCAAAGUACAUAAUAUUUUUACAAAUCCUCUUUUCUCUAAUCAUUUUCUUAUUCCAGGCAUGAAAUUGCACUUUUUUUAGGAAGGUAAACAAAUCCACAGUCUCUCUUUUAAGCUAUUACAUGAGUAUUAUAUGUUCUUACUUAUCUAGAAUAUUAAUACUUUGUGUGCCUUAUUAACCUACAGCAGACUGGAGCACUCUACUCUUGUACACUAUUUUUUAUACUAUUUUAUUGAUUGUUGCAUUAUAAAUAAACCAGUUUACAAAUAG